CAUAAAGGUGCCGAAGCAGUUGCUAAUGUUUUAUUGGAUAAAUUUACCCUUUUUCGUGCACCCACUAUAUUACAAAGUGAUAACGGACGUGAAUUCGUUAAUAAAAUAAUAUCUGAACUUUGUACUAUGUGGAAGGAUUUGAAAAUAGUUCACGGUAAGCCAAGACACUCUCAAAGCCAAGGAUCAGUUGAAAGAUCAAACCCAGAUAUAGAAAAUAUGCUUGCAACAUGGCUUCAAGAUAACAAAACAAAAAAAUUAAGAUUCGUACAAUUAAUGAAAAAUCGUGCAUACCACCAUGGUACAAAACAUUCUCCAUAUGAAGCGAUGUUUGGUACACCCCCUAAAAUUGGCUUAACAUCUUCAUUACUUCCUGCAAACAUAAUAGAAAAAUUAAAAACCGAAGAAGAAUUACAGGUUGCUUUAGAUUCAAUAGAGGUCCUUUCUAAUGACAACAAAAAUAAUGAAGUGAUUUGUGGUAUUGAAAAAGAAGAUGAUGAAGAUCAAAAUAUAAUUGAAAAACAAAUAAAAACAAGACAAAUAUCAAUUAACCAAAACAGGAAAGAGUCAUUAAAUCAUCUGAAAAUUCAAGCCAAAAAAAAUGACGGAAAUGUCCGAAAAACGAUUUUGUCAAGGAAAUGUUGGGGAGUCAAUCAGAGUUAAAAUUUCUGAUGUAGAUAGAGCACGGAGUGAUCUCAGAUGUGUUCUUGGCGUGAUUAUGUCAGUGAAAGAUAACUUCUACGAAAUCGGUACGACCAAAGGAAAACUGCAACAACCAAUUUACGAUUUGUAAGGAAACAUUUGUACAUAUCGAAGACGUACCGGGUAAUUCAAUAUCAUUGCGAGAAGCAGCCCGCUGCUUUUCUAAUUUAGGGGACAAGGAUAUGAUCGGUGUACUUGUACACAGGGUUGCAAAACAAAUAAAUGCAAGUGUCGAAAAGCAGACAGGCUAUGUAAUUCUAAGUAUCAUUCUUCUAAAUCUUGUACAAAUAAAUAGGUAAUAAUAAAAUUAUAAUUUAAUUAGAAAAAUUACAAUAAAAUUAGUAAAUUUUAAAGUAAUUUA
This is a messenger RNA of Acyrthosiphon pisum (pea aphid), 1060 nucleotides long. RefSeq names its product KRAB-A domain-containing protein 2-like. The transcript is spliced from 2 exons. The coding region runs from base 127 to 660 and encodes 177 amino acids. Gene Ontology annotation, molecular function: nucleic acid binding. The record is from RefSeq and is a predicted model, not a curated record. Lineage: Eukaryota; Metazoa; Arthropoda; Insecta; Hemiptera; Aphididae.